AUGGCUGCGACAAUCGACAAAUACUCUGUGAUAUUGCCCACAUACAACGAGAGGAAGAACCUACCCAUCAUUGUCUAUCUUCUGGCAAAGACCUUCAAGGAAAACAACAUUGACUGGGAGAUUGUCAUUGUGGACGAUGCUUCUCCAGACGGAACUCAGGAGAUUGCGAAGCAGCUCAUCACUUUGUACGGAGCUGACCACAUCCAACUGAGACCCCGUGCUGGUAAACUUGGACUGGGAACCGCCUACGUGCAUGCACUUAAAUACGUCACCGGAGAUUUCGUGGUGAUUAUGGAUGCUGAUUUCUCCCAUCAUCCUAGCGCGAUUCCACAGUUCAUCGCAAAGCAGAAAGAACGCGACUACGAUAUCGUCACGGGAACACGGUAUGCCGGUGAUGGUGGUGUCUAUGGCUGGGACCUCAAGCGUAAGCUGAUUUCCCGUGGAGCCAACUUUCUGGCCACUGUCGUGCUGCGGCCACACGUGUCUGAUCUCACGGGAUCAUUCCGUCUAUACAAAAAGCCUGUGUUGCAGACUAUCAUUGACAAGACCAAAUCGAAGGGCUAUGUUUUUCAGAUGGAGAUGAUGGUUCGUGCCAGAGGCGAGGGUUUCACCAUUGGCGAGGUGCCUAUCUCAUUCGUGGACAGAUUGUAUGGUGAGAGUAAGCUUGGGGGAGACGAAAUCAUCGGGUAUCUGAAGGGUGUGUGGAUGUUGUUUACCAGUGUUUAG
Messenger RNA from Kuraishia capsulata CBS 1993, 726 nucleotides. RefSeq lists its product as uncharacterized. The transcript has 3 exons. The coding region runs from base 1 to 726 and encodes 241 amino acids. The record is from RefSeq and is a predicted model, not a curated record. Gene Ontology annotation, cellular component: endoplasmic reticulum membrane. Gene Ontology annotation, biological process: protein O-linked glycosylation via mannose; GPI anchor biosynthetic process. NCBI's taxonomy places the organism in Eukaryota, Fungi, Ascomycota, Pichiomycetes, Pichiales, Pichiaceae. Gene Ontology annotation, molecular function: dolichyl-phosphate beta-D-mannosyltransferase activity.